Messenger RNA from Postia placenta MAD-698-R-SB12, 621 nucleotides. RefSeq lists its product as hypothetical. The coding region runs from base 1 to 621 and encodes 206 amino acids. The record is from RefSeq and is a predicted model, not a curated record. NCBI's taxonomy places the organism in Eukaryota, Fungi, Basidiomycota, Agaricomycetes, Polyporales, Adustoporiaceae. The transcript is spliced from 7 exons.
AUGACAAGCUCUGUGGACCCAGACAACACCGGCUACUUGUCGUGCAAGCGCUGUUUCAACGCGACGGAGCGCGCGGGGACCUGUGCGCUCGAUGUCAUGCUGUCGUCGAGCAAUGCAUGGGUCUGGAAGCAGCAGGGCUCCUGUAUGUUUGCCGGGAAUUUCGACAGGCCAUACCAUGCACCAUUGAACGACUGGCCGGUAUACCCGAAUUCCCCGCAUAGGGCGAAUGCGACGUGGAUAGAGCGCAUCCGUGUGUCCGACAGUGAUGGGAAAUUAGCCUUCACAAACGCAAUUACCGAGAGUGUCGCAGAGGCUGUCACUUGCUCCAGUAGCAUCCAUCACCUGCAAAGCAGGAUACGGGAGCGCCGAAGGGAAAUCCACCAGAACGGAUAUCAGCACUGCGGUGCGACCAUGAUAUACUUGAAACUGAGCGACAAGGCAGUCGCGAGCGACAAUCCUCCAAAAUCCCAGCUCGAGGUACUGGAUACACAGCUGACCGUGCUCUGCCUUGUAUUACAUCAAGCCCACGUCUUCAGACUGGAUUCUUAUGUCAAGGAUCUCCAAUUUGGUGUCGGGGAUAACGAUAUCCUCCGACUUGAACAUCCCCGUACCUUGACAUAG